Peromyscus californicus insignis is the source of this 3289-nucleotide messenger RNA. RefSeq names its product transmembrane protein 267 (gene Tmem267). The record is from RefSeq and is a predicted model, not a curated record. Lineage: Eukaryota; Metazoa; Chordata; Mammalia; Rodentia; Cricetidae. The coding region runs from base 1168 to 1833 and encodes 221 amino acids. The transcript has 4 exons.
GUCAGUUUCUCCCAAAUCAAAUAUAUCACCCUGUUUAUUUCCUUAACAGUAUUUAUCAGUAUCUGUCCAGUGUAGUUCCUUGUGGUCAGUACCCUCCAGUAUAUGAGCUCCGUAGUUAAUCUGAAGCUAUUCUGUAGCCUACUGCAACAGAAGUAUUCAGUACUUUUGUUUGUAUGUGUUGUAUGAAUGAAUGGCUGCCUUCAGCCAGUAGGCUUCCAGAAAGCCUAGACUGUAUGGCAUAUAGACCAACCAUACUGCCAUAAGGGCCAUAUCCCUAAUCCUACUGCAGUACCAAUAAUAGUUCAGGUUGACGAAUUUUCAAGGUAUGUGAGGUGACCCAGGAGUUCACUUGAUAUUCAAGAUUCCAACUGACAUGAAUAUUGCUAGCCUCGUCUUCCAUCCUGACUUGUUUUGAGGAAGUAAGACGAGGUAAAGAAUGUCCCUCUUGGUAUCUUUGGUCUGUUUCACGCCAGAUGUUUCCUUGUGCUAAGAGAGCACCUGCCUCGGCAAGGCAGUAAGUAUACAUAGUCACAGUUUCAGAAGGGAGAUUUGAAUCCGGUUAGUAUUGCUCUUUUGUUUCCAACAGGUUAGUAGUCAUGAUUGUUCUUGCCAUGACCCUGCUAAGACCAGCCUCAGCCGCCACCAGUGUCUAGCAAAGACUUGAGAAAUCCCCAAGAGGGCGACGGAGCACUGCGGUGUGUCAGGUCUGAGAUCAUUGCCUCGCCAGCCCUGCGGCAUCCACUGAAGGAAGUUAGAAACUUCUGUCCCUUUGAGACCCAGACCCACUGCGCAUCCUGCACCAGGUGAGGUGACUUCUCCGUCCUGGCUCGCCCGCCGUCACUUGGGUGCACCGAGGUGGGUGACUCGACGCCCGCUCAGCCAAGACACCGACGGGACGUUUUCCACUUCUCUCCCGGGCUUUGGAGGCUUGCAGAACUCACGGCACCAACCAGAUCAACCUGCGAGCGCCAGGAGCUGCUCCGAGAGGAGCCUGCAUCCCGGCGUCCGCAGGGACUCGGAGGACCGGGCCGCUCGGGCCGGCGCCUGCGUCUCUAUGGUGCGGCCGAGGGGCGGAGCGCCGCUGGCUCGCCCGCCGACUGCGAAGCGAGCAGGGGCACUAAGGAUGAAGACAAGAGUAGACUGCUGGCCCCUGAUGGCUUUUACUAUAUGCUGACACAGUUUACGAUGGCCUCCAAAGUUGAAAAGACUCAGGCUUUACAACAGUGUUUUAGCGCAGAGUCUCUCAUUUCCAGCCUUGGUCUGGGGAUCUUUUGCCUAGUAGCUGAUAGACUUCUCCGGUUUUCCGUAAUUCAACAAAAUGAUUGGCUUCGUGCCCUCUCAGAUAACAUAGUACACGGUGUGAUUGGCAUGUGGUCAUGGGCAGUGGUCAUUGGAAUCAAGAAGAAGGCUGACUUUGGAGAAAUUCUUUUAGCUGGAUUUUUAGCCUCUGUUAUUGAUAUUGACCAUUUUUUUCUCGCUCGAUCCCUAUCUUUAAAGGCUGCCUUGACUCUCCCGAGAAGACCUUUCCUCCACUGCUCCACGGUGAUCCCCAUCGCGGUUGUGAGUGUGAAGCUCGCCAUGCACCUCUUCAGGCUCAGAGACUCAUGGUGCUUCCUCCCGUGGAUGCUAUUUAUUUCCUGGACUUCGCACCAUAUCCGAGAUGGAAUUCGUCACGGCCUGUGGAUAUGCCCAUUUGGAAAAACUUCUCCUUUGCCCUUCUGGCUUUAUGUAAUAACCACAUUAUCCUUACCUCAUAUGUGCUCAUUCCUUAUGUAUUUAACAGGGACCAGACAAAUGAUGUCUUCAAAACAUGGGAUGCGUAUUGAUGUCUGAGAUGACUGCGACUGUAAGGAAAGGAAUAGCUCAGAGGACGGUCGUGAAAGACAGCCAACGUUCCAGUGAAAUUUUGUUUUUGUCUUUGAGACAGGGUUUAUCCGUGCAGCCCUGGCUGUCCUGGAAAUCACUCUGUAGAUCAGGCUGGCCUCAGACUCAGAAGAGUGCUGGGAUUAAAGGCAUGUGCCACCACUGCCCGGCCUCAACUGAGAUUUUUAAAACACAGUUAGGUACUUUAUUUAGUUUUUUAUAAUUCUCAGGCCCUCUCGCUGGGGAGGCAUGCUCAGUAAUUUCACUUCCCUCUUACAUGUCCAUUUAGCACAGGAUCGGGUUUGCCCGUAUUUCAUGCUAUGUUAUAUUGCUGCUGCUUUAUCCGGCUUUCCUGGCUUUGUCCAGUUACUCUCUAUUGUGUGGAAGUCUGUCCAUUUCCUGAUUAAAACGCUCAAAAUCUGGGAUGACUAAUUUGUAGAAAUGAAGCCUGAUCCUAAUUAGUCUAAUCAAUAGAAACCAGGAGUCAGAUAUCGGGGUAAUAACCUGAAAGAUCAGAGACGCAGAGGAGCAGCCACAGUGACUUCUUACCUCUACAAAUCCUCAGACCAAAUGGGCAGCCAAGACCCUGUCUCCACCCACCCCACAUUCCUGUCUCCACCUCCUGCUGCUGGGAUCAAAGGCACGCACCUCCACUGCCAUGCUCUGUUUCUCCUUUAGACUGGAUCGAUCUUGUGUAGCCCAGAGUGGCCCUGAACUCCUGAUCUUCCUGCUUCUUCCUCCCAAGUGCCGGGAUUAAAGAUGUGUGCCACCACUGCCUGACCUCUAUGGUUGACCAGUGGCUGGCUCUGCCCUCUGAUCUCCAGGCAAGCUUUAUUUGUCAAAACACAAACAAAAUAUCACACAACAUAGAAAGCUCACAUUAUAUUUGGAUUCACAUUUUCCUGAGAGACAGUGGAGUGGACAAAAUAAAUAAGAUCAUGAUAAAAAUGUAUGUACUGAAGUAAUAAUUUUAAAUAUUCUGUGGAUGGUAAUUAUUGGCAAAAAUCUAUCUAAAAUAAUAGAAUUGAAUCUAAGUUACGAUUUCAGAAAUCAAUUUAGGAAGUAAUUAUUAUCCCAUGUUACCUAUAAUUACAUUCACUGAAGUUUAUGGGGGGUGGGGGGUUAGUGUCUUUGCCCAGGAAUCUCAUGUUAGCAUUUUCACUCAUUUGAAAAGCACAACUGAAUGUUUAAAAAUAUUUAUUAACAAAGAGCAUUGACAAAAUGAUAUCUGGAUGAUCACUGAACUUGUAUAAAAACAGUUCUGAGCAAUGUUGUCAUUUGGCGUGCAGAUUCCUGACAGCCACUGAAAUCACAAUUGUUGUGGGAUUGUCACCAGCUAGUCUAAAAGAUUGUAUGAAAUCAUUUUUUUAAAUCUUCUCCAUACUGAGAACUGAAAGAUUUUUCAAAAUAAAGUAGUUUUUGGAAA